Saccostrea echinata is the source of this 1032-nucleotide messenger RNA. RefSeq names its product tetraspanin-1-like. The coding region runs from base 1 to 921 and encodes 306 amino acids. Gene Ontology annotation, cellular component: membrane. NCBI's taxonomy places the organism in Eukaryota, Metazoa, Mollusca, Bivalvia, Ostreida, Ostreidae. The record is from RefSeq and is a predicted model, not a curated record. The transcript is spliced from 7 exons.
AUGGAAAUCAGAGAUGUCAUUGUCAAUCCUUUUAAAUUCAUUUUGAAUAAGACAACAUGUUUAGUAUUUAUAGGAGUAGGCGUGGUCAUGAUUAUUCUGCCAGAUGUAGGUGUGAUUGACCAUCUGAUUAACAGUAACUCUGUGAUGAAACUGCUCAAGGAUACCCUGGUGGCCACAGGUCUGGGGUCGGAGAACCAGUACUCUGGUCUGUCGCUUUCCAGCGCUUUUUACGACAUUGGCCUGAUGCUGGCCGUUUCCUGCGGAGUGAUUAUGAUCGUGGCUAUGUUUGGAUGCUGUGGAGGAUGUUGUAAAGCAAAGUGCUCACUAAUUACAUACAUUUUCCUGACCAGUUUCUUGCUUGCCGUGGAGCUUAUAUUGGUCAUAAUCGUCUACACUGAUGAAAAAUUGGUGACUGAUUCAAUCAAAGGGAUAGUCCUGAUGACAUUGAAGGAUUACACGGGACUGGCAGGGAAAAACGUUCAGACUUUGGGUUGGAAUUUUGUUAUGGUCAAGUAUAAAUGUUGUGGAUUGAUUAAUUACAAAGACUUCGAACGUUCAAACUGGACACGCAUAGUUAGCACAUCAACUUCAGCAUACACGUUAAAGACACCAAUUGUGUGCUGUGAUCCUUUACCUAAAUCUGACAAUCUGACAUGUGCAACACAAACUUCCACCGGAAACACGGCAAUAACGGGCUGCUUUGACAUUGUUUGGGAUACAUCUUUUGGAAGUGAAGAUUUUAUUGCAAUUGCAUACUGUAUUGGAUUUGCUAUUCAGUUUGUUUUGAUCAUUCUGGCUGUACUUGUAUUUAUGGAAGCAAAGAAAAAGAACCGAGUGGCUGCUGAAAGGAAGCUGCUUAAAGAAAAAAGAAUGUCAUCUCUUAAAUCCAUGGACCCCCUACCAGAGAAAAAAAGCACUUAAACUGACGAUUUUAAAAAUUAAAAAAAAAACAGGAUAUUUUGUUAAUAAUUUUUAAAUCUGUCAAAUUGCCAUUAUCUGGUAGGACUGUAUGUCGUGAGGGAAAAAAGUAUC